Messenger RNA from Drechmeria coniospora, 2082 nucleotides. RefSeq names its product Oligomeric Golgi complex subunit 6. The coding region runs from base 1 to 2082 and encodes 693 amino acids. The record is from RefSeq and is a predicted model, not a curated record. NCBI's taxonomy places the organism in Eukaryota, Fungi, Ascomycota, Sordariomycetes, Hypocreales, Ophiocordycipitaceae. Gene Ontology annotation, biological process: intra-Golgi vesicle-mediated transport. Gene Ontology annotation, cellular component: COG complex. The transcript is spliced from 2 exons.
AUGCUAACAUUCCCUGGGAGUAACCCAUUCAAUCAAGACAUGGCCGUUGAUUCGAUAUCGCUGGAAAGCCUGGGCAAUAGUCUACUGGCACUCCCUGGCACGUCGGUAUCAACAGCCUCCAAAGGCUCCAGUCCUCUUACGGAAAAGGUGACCGCCAUACUGUCCACGUCUUAUUCCGAUGUGGAAUUUCGGGAAGCUCUGUCCCUCCUUGAUGCGAGAGGCGUAGAAAACAGUGCUAAAUCCCGACGUCGAGUAAGACUUGAUUUGCACAAGGAAGUCCUUGAUAGUAACAGCUCAAUCAUUGAUGAGUUUGGGCAUAUCGCGGAGCAACUUUGCCGCAUCAAAGCUACACUAGAUAAACUCAACGAGGGAUAUGACGACAUGAGGGAAGGAGUCAUUGUUGCUCAUGCUGCAACAAUGCCAGCUCUAGGCGAGGCCAAAGCACACCUCGACGCACGAAGCCAAGUGGAAACGAAGCGAAAGAUUUUGGAAUCUUUCAAGGAACAUUUUGUGCUGACAGGGGAGGAGAUUGCAGCCCUAACGUCAAAAUCUGAGCCUGUUGAUGACCAGUUUUUCGACACUCUUUUGAAAGCGAAGCGGAUUUGCCAGGAUUGCGAGAUUUUGCUCGGCUUCGAGGGACAGAAGCUCGGCUCUGACUUGAUGGCACAGUCGUCCAAGAACAUACAUCUUGGCUUCCAGAAAUUAUACACAUGGGUUCAGCGGGAGUUCAAGACGUUGAACCUUGAGAAUUUGCAAAUGAAUCCAUCGAUUCGGAAAGCUCUCCGGGUUCUGGCUGAGAGGCCCUCCUUGUUUCAAAGCUGCCUGGACUUUUUCGCCGAGGCACGAGAGCGAAUCCUCUCGGAUGCAUUCCACGUUGCUUUGACGGGAACGACAACCCUUGGCGUAGAGGAGCCUUCGGCAAAACCUAUCGACCUGGCGGCACAUGACCUUCUCCGAUAUGUUGGAGAUAUGUUUGCUUGGAUCCACUCAGCAACCGUUAGUGAACGUGAGACUCUUGAGGUCUUAUUCAUUGCAGAGGGGGAAGAACUCGCUAGGGGACUCAAGUCCGGCCGAGACGCUGAGAUCUGGCGUCUCGUGGCCGAUGAGGACGAAAGUGACAACGAAUUUAACGCGCUUCGAGCUCUAGGCGACUUGGUUGAUCGAGAUGUUGCCGGGGCGUCACGGACGCUUCGACAGAGAGUCGAGCAAGUCAUUAGGUCAAACGAGGACAUUAUCUCAGCAUACAAGCUCUCCAUGCUUAUUAACUUCUACCAAAUCACAUUUCAGAAGCUCCUCGGUAUGGACUCCAACCUAGUAGAAUGCAUAAGGAGCCUCGAAGAGGAAGCUCUGCGCCAGUUCCGAUCCCUUGUCAGGGAUCAUAUCGCAACUCUGCAGGGUGAAUUUCAGCACACACCACCAGACCUAGGCCCUCCCGCAUUCUUACACGAUGCACUUAAGCAAUUAAAGGCGAUAAUGAAGACAUUUGAGUCAUCAUUAUCCUCGAAUGACAGCAGAGAAGGUGACUUCGAGAAGGUGCUGGCUGAGGCUUUCGAACCUUUCAUGUCGGGCUGUGACAACAUGGCAGAAUCUAUGCAACUUCCGGACGGCGCGAUUUUCCUCGUGAACUGCAAGCUUACGGCAGUGAAAUGCCUUGGAGUCGCUGAUUUUACCAACCGGAGAGCAGACCAGCUCAAGGAUAGUAUCCGCACUGAGACGGCAAAACUUAUUGAAGAUCAGCACCGCUUCUUCUGCGAGGGUUCUGGUUUAAGUCCUUUGCUGGGGCACAACGAUGAGACAUCAAAGGAGCAGCUGAACAAAGACACUAUUUUGAAAGCCAGCCGCAGGCUGGACGAGUUUUUGCCUUCGGCGCUGAUGGAUGCCAUGGAGAGGCUAAGGUAUUUGCAGGACUCAUCAUUGGCUCACGAGGUAACGGAACUUGCGGCAAAGCGAUUUUGUGAGGAUUUUAAGGGGUUAGAGCAAGAGUUAGAGCGGGUCGAUCGGGACUCAGAGAAUCCAGGCGAACCCGGCUUGAGGUCUGUAUUUCCAAGGACGACGACUGAGAUUCAGGUCCUUCUAUCAUAG